Molecule: messenger RNA, 1782 nt
Organism: Penicillium cinerascens
Lineage: Eukaryota; Fungi; Ascomycota; Eurotiomycetes; Eurotiales; Aspergillaceae
Product: arylsulfatase
Exons: 3
Coding region: 1-1782 (593 amino acids)
Molecular function (GO): arylsulfatase activity
Source: RefSeq, a predicted model, not a curated record
AUGACGAAACGACCCAAUUUCCUCAUCAUCCUUGCAGAUGACUUGGGCUUUUCUGAUGUCGGCUGCUUUGGAAGCGAAAUCAAAACGCCCAACAUCGACAAGCUUGCGCAAAAUGGCUUGCGGUUCACAGCCGGCUUGGGUUCACUGGUUGAAUGGCUAGCCAUGCCUGCGGGAGAGAACCCCAAGGGUAUCAAAGAGAGCCAAGCACCAGCCAGAGGUAAGCCCGGGUACGAGGGCUACUUAAAUGAAAAGGUCGUACCCUUGCCUGAAAUUCUCCAAGAUGCUGGCUACUUGACUUUGUGUUCCGGCAAGUGGCAUCUUGGCUUGCGGAAAGACAAGUCCCCUUGUGCUCGAGGCUUUGAAAGAUCUUUCGCUCUUCUGCCAGGUGCAUCCAAUCAUUUUGGUUGGGAGCCUCAGUUCGAAGAGAAUGAGGCUCCGAAGCCAUUCAGUCUUACAUAUUCUCUCCACAUGGAAGACGGAGAAUACGUUCCUGAGUCCCAACUCCCUCCAGACUGGUAUUCUUCAAAUAGCUAUACCGAUAUCUUGCUACGGUACCUUAAGGAUUGGAAGGAGGAAAAUGAUGAGGCAGAAACCGACCGCCCCUUUUUUGCAUACUUUCCCUUCUCUGCUCCGCACUGGCCAUUGCAAGCCCCUCAGGAAUUCAUCCAGCAUUACCGUGGCGUGUACGAUGAUGGUCCAGAUGCUCUGCGACUCCGUCGAUUGGCAAAGUUGAAGGAAAUGGGACUUGUUGAGAAGUAUGUUGAGCCACACCCAGUCGAUGCCCCGGAAGUUCCAGAAUGGGAUCAACUCUCACCAGAGCAUCAAGCGAGGUCGGCCCGUGCCAUGGAAGUUUAUGCUGGCAUGGUCGAGUGCAUUGACCAUAAUGUAGGCCGAGUUUGCGAUCAUCUCGAAAGCAUUGGGGAGCUAGACAACACUUUUGUCGUGUUUCUGUCGGAUAACGGAGCCGAAGGAGGUGCACAUGAGGCGAAUCCGGCAUUCCAGGGCGGACCUAUGCGCUAUCUUCAACGAUACUAUGACAACAGUUUGGAAAAUUUGGGUAACUACAAUUCUUUCAUUUGGUACGGACCGCGGUGGGCACAAGCUUCUACUGCUCCGUCCCGUCUAUACAAGAGCUUUGUCACUCAGGGAGGAAUCAGAGUACCUCUUGUGGCCAAAUUCCCAUCUGGAUUUAAUUACCCGUCCUCUCCUAACGGAAUCACUCACCAGUUUGCAACAGUGAUGGAUUUGGCCCCAUCCAUACUCGAAAUGGCAGGGAUCAAACACCCGGCGCCCACAUGGAAGGGUCGAGAGGUGGUCAGUAUGCGUGGCAAAAGCAUGAUUCCUUGGUUACGUGGAGAUGCGAGCUCUAUUCACGAGAACGGUGCAGUAGAAGGGUGGGAGAUGAAUGGGCGUGCAGCGAUACGCAAGGGAAAUUGGAAGGCAAUUUACAUGCCUUCAACAAAAGCAGGGCCAUCUCCCAAGGGAUAUGAUCGAUGGGAGCUGUUCAAUCUUGACGAUGACCCCGGCGAGAUUCAUGACCUCUCUUCAGAUAGACCCGACUUGCUGAAAGAGUUGAAGCAACUUUGGGAUCAAUACGUUUUGGAUGUGGGUGUUGUGCCGCUUAACCCUGAGCUUGGGGAAUAUAUCGCGGCGACGGAGGAACAGAUGCCGAAUGAUGGCUGGCUUGAGUACGAAUAUUGGAAGAAGGGCGCCAUAGAAGACCCUGAGGCUUUUUUCCGUGCUCCUCGUCGCUUCGACCACGAGGGUACACGUAUCGCGUAG